GGGAAAUUUUUGCAGUGAAUAUCUCACUGUUACUUGUCUUGUACAGCCUUCUUCAGUGUGUGUGUGUGUAUGUGUGUGUGUGUGUGUGCUCUCUCUCCCUCCCUCCACCUCUGCCUGGCUGUCAGCUUGCCUUGACCACGUAGCAGCUUCCUGGCAGGCAGCCGCUUGUGUCUACUCUCUCUCUCUCUCUCCCUCUCUGACACACACACUCACACACACACACACACACACACACACACACUCAGUAUCAGUAGCCUAUGUAGAACCACGUAGCACCAGCUUUGGAUUUUAACCACCAACAGCACCAGCCGAAGCGGCCAUGGAUCUCUUUGAAUUCGACUUUUUCAGAGACUGGGAGCUUGAACAACCAUGUCAUCUGGAGUCGGAGCGCAGCGCCCUGAAGAGGAGAGAGUGGGAGAGGAGGAACCAGGAGGUCCAACAGGAUGAAGACCUGUUCUCUACUGGAUUCAACCUGUUUGGAGAACCUUAUAAAACUAAUAAAGGUGAUGCGUUGGCCAAUCGCGUCCAGAACACACUGGGCUCCUACGAAGAGAUGAAAGACCUGUUAACCAGCCAUUCAAACCAGAGCCACUUAGUAGGAAUCCCCAAAGGCAGCAGUGCCAACAACAACCUGCAAACCCCAACCACUUCAGCUACAGAGAGAUCCGCCAUGGAGUCCCAGCUUUUCAACGAAACCCUUAGAGGAGGAACGGGAGGAGGAGGAGGAGGUGGAGGAGGAGGCGUGGAGGGAGGUGGGGAGAAGAGGAUGGGAAAUGCACCCUCCUCAUCUUCGACUUCCAUGCAACCCCCUGCUUCAACAGCAUCCUCAUCAAGCGCCCAAUCAGUGCCACAUCAGAAUUCAAAAAAGUCCCGGAGCUCCAUGGAUUGGUCAAGGGGAGGCCAUGGACAGAGCGCCCAGGGAACAGGCCUUGUUCUGGGGUUAGGACAAGGGCAGGGGCAGGCUGCAGGAACAACAAGUGGAAGAGGGAAAAUGUCUUUAUUAGAGGAACAGCAAAUGCAAAGGCAUGAGGAGCUGUUCAGCUCACUGAAAGAUGAACUAGGUCUAAAGGGAGACUCAAGUCCUUCCUCCUCCUCUUCAUCCUCUUCUUCAUCCUCCUCUUCUGGGAGGAGACAUUCUACCCAUCCCUCCAAAACCCUUCCUCUCCCAGAUGGUGGCAAUUUUAGAUCUUCUACCAUAGACGGUGGCCAUUUUAAGUCUUCCACUAACACAGAAAAUGGUGGACAUUUUAAAUCCUCCCCAUUUGAAAAUGAAAGCUCUCACCUCUCUACAUCCUCUUCCCCGCUUGCUUCUACGUCAGUUUUGACGACGCCUACUCCUGGUCUAACCACUCCCACAUCAGGACUGACCACGCCCACAUUCCCACCUGGUAGCCUAUCAGGGAAGCCAGUCGCAGUGCAGCAGAAGCCCACAGCGUAUGUUCGACCAAUGGACGGCCAGGACCAGGCACCCAGUGACUCUCCCCAGCUAAAACCCCCGUUGGUGGCCACAGAGGGAUUCAACAAUAGUCAAGCUUUUGGAGGAAACUCUGGGAACGUGAAGAAUAAACUGCCAAAACUGAGUCUAAGCCACACAGGGGAGGUCAGCCUACCAAACGACUCCAGCUGUGUUGAAGAGAUUCUGCGGGAGAUGACCCAUUCCUGGCCUCCUCCUCUCACAGCCAUACACACUCCUGGAAAGGCUGAUCAGACCAAGUUCCCCAUCCCAAACAAGGAGCCACAGCAUGUGACCUCAGGCUACAACACCCAGAAGCGAUGUACUGUGUCAGCUAACAAGCCUGCUGCUAAACCACCAACUGCACCGCAGAAGUCAAUGUUGGAGGAUGACCUGAAGAUCAGCAGCGAUGAGGAAGAGGCCGAACAACAGGUGUCUGACAAGCCCAAAGCCAGAGGCACAGCUCUAAGCGGGGCAUCAGGGAGCAGCAGUGAAUCAGAGAGCAGCUCAGAGUCGGACACAGAUGAAUCAGAGAGCAGCUCCAGUGACAGCGAGUAUAACCGGGCCUCCCGCACCAAUACUCCAGAGCCUGAGCCCCCCUCCACCAACAAGUGGCAGCUGGACAGCUGGUUGAACAAGGUCCAAGCUCAAACCAAACCCCUGGUUCCCCCACAGCAAGAACAUCAUGGCACAGGCUCCAUCACCCAGGGUCGGGAAACUUUCUCUCCAGGGAAUGAUGCACCAGCAGCGGGUGCAGCUGCCAAGACCAAGCCCUGCGGAUCCAACAGCACCCCCGUUCCAGCUGCACCAACAGUGGAACACAAAGAUACUAGGGGAGCCUUCUGCCCGAGCAGAGAGAAGGCCAAGGCCAAGCUCAGCCAGAAGGCCUCAGGGGAAGGUCAGAGGUCAAAGAUGAGGCUGUCGCCGGGCCUGUUGUCAGGGCCAGAGGUCACGACCCCGAGGAGGAACACCACAGGGAAGAAACAGCCCAGACGGACAGAGAGGUCGAACAGCGUGGAGGAUAAUCAGAGCCAGACAUGGAGCAGAGCAAACCAGCAAAGCCCUGCAGUGAGGGAAAAGGACCUGUUGCCACCCCCCUCCCUGGAGCAUCAGAACCCCCCCAGGCCACGAAACAAACCUCCCAGUGGGAAAACAGCCCCCAGGAAAGAACCUCGCAGCGCUACCAACUCAAACAACAACACAGUUGUACCACCAGCAGCGCUACAGCAAACCCCUGUGCCAAUACCUGCUGUCAGUGUAAACCAGGAUAAGAGGAAGCAUCGUGGUCCGAACAGCAAAAUCACACCCAAGUCCCGAGAAUUCAUCGAAACAGAUUCCUCCUCCUCCUCCUCAGAAUGCCACUCGGAUUCAGAGGAAGCCAUCAAAAUCCCCGCUCUGCCACCUCAGACGACACGCUCUGUGAUUAACACACAGACUCUGUCCAACACGCACGUACACACCCCUCUACUCCCAUGCCUCGGCUCUGCUAACAGUCUGGGAAAUCUUGGAACAUUCGGAGGGAAGGGACUGCGUGUCAAAGAUGGUAGCAGUGUGACCACUAAUGGUAGCAGCAGUAGUAAUAGUAGCAUCAGCAGCGGCACUAAUGGCAGCGGUAGCAGCUGUAACUCCCUAAGCAUUAGCAACAUUACCGCUUCAUUUGGUACUUCUGUUCCCGAUCCUGGAGGGUUAGGAGGUCAGUGCAAGGACCUUGAGUCCAUGUCACCACCUUCCAACAUGGGGCAUGAUGUGCCUCUUUCCCCCCUGAGGGAGUACCCAGAGAUCCAGAGUCUGUGGGUGAAAAUUGACCUGAGUUUGCUCAGCAGGGUGCCCGGGCAAGGUUUAGGGGAAAGAUCCCGGGUGGGAAUGGUAGAAAGGGACGGGAGUGAAGGCAGAGACAGGGAGAGACAGGGGGAGAGGGAGAGGAAGUUACCGAAAGGGGAGAGACAGGAAGAAGAAAAUGAGCGAUUAGCGCAGGACAGAGAGAGGCAAGGUGACAGAGACAGAUUAACAGAGAGAGAGAAGCAGGCGGAUAGAGAAGACAGAGAGAGGUUCGGGCUCGGGGAGAGAGAAAGGACGACGGAGAGAAGAGAGAAGGUAUGCCAAGGUCUGGGGGUCCUGGACAACCCUCCUGUCCAAGAGCAGAGUAAUCCCAGGCUGCCAGGGAGGACGGAGAGAGGAGAGAGUGGAGGCAAACACAGGAGGCAAGCAGCUGGCAGCAUAGUGGUCCCAACAGAGAAACACACCAGCAAGAGCAAGAGGAAACACAAGUUGGACCACAGCGAGCCAUCAGUCAACGGCAACAAGAAGCUGCGAUUGGACAAAGACUGUCAGCUCCUCCCACCCUGCAUCUCUCCAAUACACAACCACAAGAACAGCUCCACAGACUCUCUGAACAGGAAGCAGUCUCGACGGCGCGAUGAGAAGCUGCUCCCUCCCCUCCUGUCCCCCCUCUCUGACGACCCCCCUCGGAAGCGGACCUGCGACAGCGGUUCCUCUCUCAGCCAGGAGGGUGGCGCCGCCGGGAUGCUGCCCUGCUCCACCUCCUCCACUUCCACCUCCUCCUCCUCCUCCUCUUCCUCACACAGACACAGGAGAGGUGAAAGCAAGGCGUCAUCACACACAAGAAAUGGCAGCGAAAUGGAUCCUCAUGGCGAGAAGCCCUGCGGAGACAGUUACCAUGCCAACGGACAGUCAGACUCGGAGGUGUGGUCAGAACCGCUGAUGGAACCUGCGGAACCUCGCAGGCCGCGACUGUCAUUCAGCGACACAGUCCACAGUGCAGACUACUACAUGCAGGAGGCCAAGAGACUGAAGCACAAGGCUGAUGCAUUGAUGGAUAAAUUUGGUAAAGCAGUGAACUACGCAGACGGCGCCCUCUCCUUCAUAGAGUGUGGAAAUGCUAUGGAGCGAGAUCCACUCGAGGCCAAAUCACCAUAUACAAUGUACUCUGAAACUGUCGAGCUAAUCAGGUAUGCCAUGAGGUUGAAGAACUUCACCAGCCAUUCAGCCACCAUCGCUGAGAAGAAACUAGCUGUGCUGUGUAACCGCUGUCUGUCUCUGCUGUAUCUGAGGAUGUUCCAUCUGAAGAAAGACCACGCUGUCAAGUACUCACGGUCGCUCAUGGAGUACUUCAAGAAUUCAGCCAAGAGUUCCCACCAAGCACCUUCUCCUUGGAGGACCAAUGGGAAGGUCAACGGGACUCCAUCUCCCCUCUCACUCAGCCCCUCCCCAGCCAGCAGCGGAGGUGGAGGAGGAGCAGGAGGAGGAUCCGGAGGUGCCCCGGGCUCGUCGGGCAGUGUGGCUAUUCCCCAGCGGAUUCACCACAUGGCUGCCAGUCACGUUAACAUCACCAACAACAUCCUGCGGAGCUAUGAGCACUGGGAGACGGCCGACAGACUGGCCACUGAUAGCCAAGAGUUCUUCCAGGAGCUGGACUCAGUGAUGGAGGCGUUGAGUCAGCAGAGCAGCAUGACCGAGCUGGUCCGAUACAUCAGGCAGGGACUGCACUGGCUCCGCAUAGAGGCUCACCUGCUGUAGGGACUGGACCAGAGCCAAACUUAAAAAAAAAAUAAAAAAAACAAGAAAGAAAUGGGCCUGGGAGCUAGAACUGGGAUAACAAGAUAACAAGUGAGAUGAGACUCAGGACGAUGCUUCAGUUCCCACUGGGAUCCUUCAAAUGACCCGACACCACCCACGGUAAAAUAAUGGCACAGACUGGGUGGAUUAAUUGGGCUGAAAUUCAUCUGCAAUUAGGAAUGAACAGUAACUAAGUUUGGGAAUUUCAACUGUGAUUCACGGAGUACAAAUUAGCAUAUUAUAAAUUUGGCUGAUGCUGCUGUUUGGAGAGACUACAAUCAGUACAGGUAGCUUAAAUUCCUAAAAGGACAAUAGCUGGCUGCAAUCCUCCCUGUUUCCCCGAAUAGAAAUAAGAAUUAGAGAGGAACGGCAAAUGUGUUUUUACUAAGAUAGGAUAAUUUUCAAAAAGAUAUGUGAGAGGCUGAUGUGAUUAAGGCAGGAAAGGAGCCCAACAGAGGCUCAUCUGCUCCAGCAGUGGCCUAGAAACGUGUCUGUGAUUGGGACUCGAAUUAAUGCCUCAGGCUGAUAUUGAUCCAAGUGGAAAAGUACUGGUCCAAUCCAUUAGAUAAGGACCAUGCUGGUAAAGGAAAGAGGCUUAGCUACAAUCACCAGAGCUGAAUUAAUGGAGGCUGAAGCUAGUCCUCUGCUUGUCUUUCAGCCCAUCUUUAGAGAUGAAUCCUCCAAGACAAACUCUGGCAAACAGAACCUAGAACCUGCCUGUGUUGUGCAUCCCUUUCCACAACGUAAUAUUUCAUAACAUAAUUAGUCACACGGAUGCAAAAUAGCAUCUGAAGAAUGCCUGCUGAAACGCCAUCCUUUGUAGCUGACAAGUCAGUCAAAUUUAAAGUUAUAAUCCUUAAGAUUUUCAUCAUAUCAAACAAUCUUUAUGCCAUUAAUGGGUGACAUUCAUUUAUCUAUAGCUAUUAAAUGUAUUUACACUCAUUAGUCAUUAGUCAUUAGUCAGUGGCGGAGUCUGCCAUUCCCUUGCAGGAUUAAAAUAGCGUGCAUAUGCACAAGAGAUUCACAGGAAACAAUGAUACAUUGGACAUUUGGACAAAAUUUGGAAGGCAAAAGCUGAUAUUUCAUGUAAUAUGUGCACAUGAGCAUCUAACAACUCAACCCAGAAGAGUAGACUGGUCCUGGGUAUUCUGAAGAGGAAGCAUGUGUCUGUCAGGACAUAUACACCUACAGUGAUUUAUAAAGAAGACAUCACAUUUGCAAUGUGAACAGACACACAAGUUGCUUGACUUCUGUGUAUUUCCGACAGAGUAGCUGCUCAAAGCAGAUGAAUUUAAUAAUAGUCUAGCUUUUGAAUUAAUGUGAAAAUCACAUAUCUACUAUCACGAAAUUCUGUGGUUGGUCUGCUUUGCUUUCAUACCACAAACAAACUGAACCAGAGUCCACUUGGAAAUGAACCAAGAUAGUCUGAAGCUGAGGUUUCAGUCUGGUCGUUUGAUCCACACCAGAGUUUGAUAGACAACUUUCAAACCACAAUGAAUGAACCGCAUUAACUGGGCAAACACACCAGAAUUCAACUUAACCAAACCACCAGUAAAUGAACCAGGAUGGAAAUUUUAAGUAUUACCAUUUUAAAUCUGGAUUUGCUUUUUAACAAUGGAUUUUUUUCUGGUUUACCACAAGAAAUCAUACAAUAUGAUAUUUGAGUUUUGGUACCAAUAUUAAAACAAUAUAUGACAAUAUAUACAAUACCAGUCAAAAGUUUGGACACACUUUCUCAUUCAAGUGAAUAGGAAAAUGCAUCCAAACUUUCGACUGGUACUAUAUAUAUAUAUAUAUGUGUGUGUGUUUAACCAGACAUUCGAUGCCAGUUUUCAAUGCAGAGAUAUUUCCAUCCAAAGACAUAUUGAGGUUCAGUUUAGAGAUCUCUGAGUCAGGAUCUCUUCAGUUUAUCCCCUUGCUAUCAAGCAAUUCAUAUGUUCCCUGGAUCAAUAGUUUGUUUAAACAGAUCUCUGAUGUGGAGCCUCUCAGUAAAAUUGGCUCAAGAUAACCUUAACUUUAAGAUGUGUUCAACAAGAGUGAGGAUUACAAGACCUGGUCAAGUAGCAGUGCAGGGAGUUAACAGCUCAGCAGAACAAGCACUCAAUUCUACUAGUCCUACAAAUGAGGGCUUUCUUCCAUCAAGUAAAGCAAUUGUCUGGUUCUUCUCUUACUGGUUACAGGCUUUUGUGAACUUUCCCUCAGUUCUAAUUCCCACAGUAACCCACCCAAUAAAGUGUCAAACACUUACGGGGGGAAAAAACUACAAGAUUCAGUAUGAUUUGGCUCUAAUUAAGCCCCCACCCAUGUGCAGAUCAAGUAAACAGGGUGAAAAUCUCACGUCUGCUUUUCUGCCCUGAUGUCAAAAUCUGUGCAACAACGGCGACUUUGUACAGCACUUAAUGAGAUCAAAUCAUCUGCAGGAUAUCUUGUAGUCAUUUCCCAGCAUUUGUUGUGUUGUGUUAUUGUGUGUAUAUGUGUACAGAUGAUUGUCAAGUCUAUUUAAAUCAUUACCUGACUGGACAAUAAUGAUGUUUGUGUACCAUAAUGUAGAGACUGUGACUCCUGAAACAGUGUUUUUUUGUUUGUAUGUUUGUGUCUUGUGAAUGAUUCAAUGUGAAUGAAUGAUGAAGUGAAACAAGU
Thunnus maccoyii (southern bluefin tuna) is the source of this 7669-nucleotide messenger RNA. RefSeq names its product AF4/FMR2 family, member 2 (gene aff2). The record is from RefSeq and is a predicted model, not a curated record. Gene Ontology annotation, molecular function: G-quadruplex RNA binding. Gene Ontology annotation, cellular component: nucleus; nuclear speck. Gene Ontology annotation, biological process: regulation of RNA splicing. Bases 320 to 4990 code for a protein of 1556 amino acids. Lineage: Eukaryota; Metazoa; Chordata; Actinopteri; Scombriformes; Scombridae. The transcript is spliced from 27 exons.